AUGGAGCCCCUGAGCGCAGAGAGUUGGACCAGACAAUCGAUUGGCUAUUACCUGACUGUGGGUAAAGUACAACUGCCAUCUAUGCACUGCGGAAGUGCAGUGAAAGUGUUAGAGAAAGCUGAACUGACACCACGAGAUGUGCUAACACAGCACAGGAUUGUUAACUCCUUUGAAUGUUUGAAGAGACAUCACGAAUGCUCUGUUGAGAUGAGGCCUCCGUUAUUUGAGCCGGUGUAUGUGGAUGCCAACAAUGCACAGGGCGACCCGGAAACAAUUGACGUGCUCGUGAACACAAGGUUAACGGCAAAAUGUGCCGCCAAACACAGGGAGUAA
Messenger RNA from Opisthorchis viverrini, 333 nucleotides. RefSeq lists its product as hypothetical. The transcript has a single exon. Lineage: Eukaryota; Metazoa; Platyhelminthes; Trematoda; Opisthorchiida; Opisthorchiidae. The coding region runs from base 1 to 333 and encodes 110 amino acids. The record is from RefSeq and is a predicted model, not a curated record.